Messenger RNA from Chaetomium globosum CBS 148.51, 432 nucleotides. RefSeq lists its product as uncharacterized. NCBI's taxonomy places the organism in Eukaryota, Fungi, Ascomycota, Sordariomycetes, Sordariales, Chaetomiaceae. The record is from RefSeq and is a predicted model, not a curated record. Bases 1 to 432 code for a protein of 143 amino acids. The transcript has 2 exons.
AUGCAUGGUAGACCCGCCGAGGUAGGUUCGUUUGAAGAAGAAAAGGUAUUUUUGUACAGAAGUACAGGUCUCAUGGCACCCUUGCGAAUCAGAGGCCUGCGCUCCUCAUGCACCAAGCGUUUCCAAGACAGCUGGGUGGCCCCUCAUUGGACCAGGGGGCCCGGCCGCUUUAGCCCCUGCGUUGCAGGGCGGCUACGAAUCUCAACGUCGACCACCAGUCAACCGCCUUCAUCAACCGCGAACUACGAAGUACGGAGCACGAAGAUGUCGCGGUUUACGAAUAUGGUGCGGCUGGCCGCCACCGAGUUUCGAUUCCGAUCUGAUGAUCUUCACCAUUUCCUAUCCCCCGGCUCUACGUCUCCCGGCAACACCACAGCGAGCAACCAACACCAACGGGUGCAUUCCGGUGGAUUAGGAGGCUGGGGCUUCUGA